This is a messenger RNA of Drosophila rhopaloa, 1473 nucleotides long. It is a transcript of the gene Bcs1, whose product is annotated as mitochondrial chaperone BCS1. NCBI's taxonomy places the organism in Eukaryota, Metazoa, Arthropoda, Insecta, Diptera, Drosophilidae. The record is from RefSeq and is a predicted model, not a curated record. The coding region runs from base 172 to 1467 and encodes 431 amino acids. Gene Ontology annotation, cellular component: mitochondrial inner membrane. Gene Ontology annotation, biological process: mitochondrial respiratory chain complex III assembly; protein insertion into mitochondrial inner membrane from matrix. The transcript is spliced from 2 exons. Gene Ontology annotation, molecular function: ATP hydrolysis activity; ATP binding.
UAUUAAUUUAGUUUUGUGAAUGACUAGUUACUAUUUCGAUUGAUCAUAAUGAUGAUAAGAACCUAUAGCUUCGACUUUACUUAAAGUAUUCAUAUUAAAACUUAUUUUUGAUUAAUUACAUAACGAAACUCCUAACAAAUCACCACCUUCAAUAAUCGCAAAUUAAGCAACAUGACUUUACCCGAUCUUGUGUCCAGUCUGUCGUCGAAUCCCUAUUUUGGGGCUGGUUUCGGAUUGUUUGGAGUGGGUGCUGCUGCUGCGAUAUUGCGAAAGGGUCUUCAGGGUGGAUUAAUCCUGUUCCGGCGACAUUGUAUGAUUACUCUGGAGGUGCCAUGCAGGGACAAAUCCUAUCAGUGGUUGUUGAAAUGGAUCACAAUUAGAGGAGCUCGUAAAACACAGCACUUGAGCGUGGAGACGAACUUUGUGCAGAACGACAAUGGAACGAUUAAAACCAGCUAUGACUUCAUACCCAGCAUCGGUAAGCACCUGUUCCAGUACAAAGGCAACUGGAUUCAGGUGGAGCGAACCAGGGAGCAGCAGACAUUGGACCUGCACAUGGGAGUUCCAUGGGAAACGGUGACCCUCACAGCAUUUGGCAACAAUAAGGCUAUUUAUUUCGACAUUUUGGAAGAGGCUAGACACUUGGCUUUGGAAGCCACUGAAGGGAAAACGGUGCUAUACACAGCUAUGGGUGCGGAAUGGAGACCGUUCGGUCAUCCUCGAAGGAGGCGUCCCACUGGAUCGGUGGUCCUGGAUCGUGGAACGUCUGAAAGAGUCAUUGCCGACUGUCAGGACUUCAUCAAGAGUUCUCUGUGGUACACUCAGCGCGGAAUUCCUUACAGGAGGGGAUAUCUUCUAUACGGGCCUCCGGGUUGUGGGAAGUCUAGCUUUAUUACUGCAUUGGCAGGUAAACUCGAGUACAGCGUUUGUUUGCUUAACUUAUCUGAAAGAGGCCUCACCGACGACCGACUCAAUCACCUGUUAAACGUGGCACCAGAACAAAGUAUCAUCCUGCUGGAGGAUAUUGACGCAGCAUUUGUCUCCCGAGAAGCAACUCCACAGCAAAAGUCCGCUUUUGACGGCUUGAACAGGAUUACUUUCAGUGGCCUACUAAAUUGUUUGGAUGGAGUGGGUUCCACAGAAGCCAGAAUUGUCUUCAUGACAACAAAUUAUAUAGACCGCCUAGAUCCCGCCUUAAUUCGACCUGGAAGAAUAGAUUUAAAGGAAUACAUAGGCUACUGUACGCAGUAUCAAUUGGAAGAAAUGUUUAAAAAUUUCUUUGCCAACGGUGACACCACAAAAGCGGAGGAAUUCGGAAAACGUGUGGAUUCCUUUGGUCGUCCUGCAAGUCCUGCUCAAAUUCAGGGCUUUUUCAUGAAACAUAAGUUAUCCUCCCCACAAACAGUUAUUGAUUCCUGUGAAGACAUCUGGGAAAAUGUUUUAAGCCCCAAUAAAAAAAAUAAUUGAACCAUC